Molecule: messenger RNA, 1296 nt
Organism: Lodderomyces beijingensis
Lineage: Eukaryota; Fungi; Ascomycota; Pichiomycetes; Serinales; Debaryomycetaceae
Source: the annotation of a GenBank genome assembly
AUGUUUCGUCAGAAUGUCCCCAGACCUGUACGACGACUAGUUGAGCUCUAUCGAGCGGUUUCAGAGGAGCAGAACACGUUGUAUCCCAAGGCGGUCAAGGACUAUUUCGGAGAUGCCGCCAUGCUACGACAGAGAGACGACCGAUGGGACAUUCUUUGCAAGAACAUGAUGCGAGGACGAAACGUGCCUCGGCAUGAAUACGACUUGUUCUGCGAACCCAUCGACUUUGGGCCCAAUGAGCUUCUAGCUACGAAGCAUUUGUUUAUUGACCGCAAGGGGUUGAGCAACAUGAACGAUGUGCUACCGCAGCUUCCAGGGAGGGAGCAAGUUGAGAGCAUCUACGUGAGAGACCUCGUGUCGACGAUAAAUUCGUCGUUCAAGAAGUUAUUGAUGCUCCCCGCGGGCAAGAAAGAACAGAAUACGGUAAAGACGUAUAUCAACAUGUUUUAUGGGACGGCGCCCGUUAUGAUUUUCUUGCGACAGCGCAACUUGUUGUUUUCUAGACAAAGCAUCGACCAUUGGAAUCAGCCUGUUUUCGAUAUUCAACGCCGAGUAGGCGAGAUUAACCAGGCAUUUACCAAAAAGCAAAAGCAGCAGCAACGAGAGCAAGGUGAAUGCAAGAAAGUAGUCCAGUACAAGCCGGUUGGGUUUAGUAAAAUCACCCGGCCCGAUCUCCUUGUUCUAAGUCUUGCCAUUCAGCGAUAUUACAAAUACAAGCCCCGGAGCUGGGCUCAGCUUUUCAACGACUUUAAACUUGCAGCCGACGACCAAGAAGACGAGUUGGCUGCUUACCUCCGCAAUUUGCUCCCAGUGCGAAUAUCAUCAUCUGGGGAGUGCAACGAAGAUGAGCUUGAUUCCUUAGUUGAAGAGGCUUUGGACGAGGUAGGUAUGACCGCGGAUCCGUAUGAUGCAAUCGCCGACUUUCCAUACAAUCUCGAGUACUGCAACCUUUACAUGUUCAACAUCACCAACAUGGAUGCAGAUCUCGACACCGUUGUAAAGUGCUUGCAAAAGUCAAAGUUGGAGAUUAUCGGCGCCAGAUUCUGUUUACUGAACCCGCAAGUGCGAUCUUCGUUGCUGAAACUAGCCCAGCAUCAUGGCGGCCACGGUGAGUUGACCUAUGAGAAUAUUCUACAGUUGGCCAAGAGCAGAAGUCAAGAAGGAGACGAAGGUGACGGUGAUGGCAACGGCAAAUUGGGUCUUCUUUUGAAACACCUUGCUUCUGCCAACAUGACUUUCCCUUUAGUCAACGAACAGGGCAACGGGCUAUAUCUAAUGGACCCCAGCAACUUGUAA